GAGUUCCUCCUCCUGGCGUUGGCAGACACGCGGCAGCUGCAGCUCCUGCACUUCUGGCUCUUGCUGGGCAUCUACCUGGCUGCCCUCCUGGGCAACGGCCUCAUCAGCACAGCCGUAGCCUGCGACCACCGCCUGCACACCCCCAUGUACUUCUUCCUCCUCAACCUCGCCCUCCUCGACCUGGGCUGCAUCUCCACCACUCUCCCCAAAGCCAUGGCCAAUGCCCUCUGGGACACCAGACACAUCUCCUACGCAGGAUGUGCUGCACAGGUCUUUUUCUUUUUCUUCUUCAUCUCAGCAGAAUAUUAUCUUCUCACAGUCAUGGCUUAUGACCGCUACGUUGCCAUCUGCAAGCCCCUGCACUACGGGACCCUGCUGGGCAGCAGAGCUUGUGCCACCAUGGCAGCAGCUGCAUGGGGCACUGGGGUCCUUAAUUCCCUGCUGCACACUGCCAAUACAUUUUCCCUGCCUCUGUGCCAAGGCAAUGCUGUGGAUCAGUUCUUCUGUGAAAUCCCCCACAUCCUCAAGCUCUCCUGCUCGGAUGCCUACCUCAGAGAAAUUUGGCUUCUUGGGGUCAGUGCUUCUUUAUCAUCUGGGUGUUUUGUUUUCAUUCUUUUCUCCUAUGUGCAGAUCUUCAGGGCUGUGCUGAGGAUGCCCUCUGAGCAGGGACGGCACAAAGCCUUCUCCACAUGCCUCCCUCACCUGGCUGUGGUCACCCUUUUUCUCAGCACUGCCUUCUUUGCCAAUCUGAGGCCCCCCUCUCUUUCCUCCCAAGCCCUGGAUCCGACGAUGGCAGUUCUGUACUCGGUGGUGCCUCCAACCCUGAACCCCCUCAUCUACAGCAUGAGGAACCAGGAGCUCAAGGAUGCAGUGAGGAAAAUGAGGUUCAUCUUGGGAUUGGUGAUCUUCAUCAUGUUUAUGAGUGAAAUAGACAGUGGGAUGGAGUGUACCCUCAACAAGUCUGAUGAUGACACCAAGCUGAGGGGUGCAACUGAUACAACAGAAAGAACAGAUGUCAUCCAGAGGGACCCGAACAAACGUGAAAUCCUCUCCACCCUCAGUGGAGGCAACAGCUUCAUCCAAGUCAGCAUCGUUAGCAGACUUGCUCAGAACAUCCUCUGGUCCUACAUGCAAGUCAUUGAUGAAAACUUUUAG
This is a messenger RNA of Gallus gallus (chicken), 1155 nucleotides long. RefSeq names its product olfactory receptor 14J1-like. Lineage: Eukaryota; Metazoa; Chordata; Aves; Galliformes; Phasianidae. The transcript has 3 exons. Gene Ontology annotation, cellular component: membrane. The annotation marks the transcript as partial. The record is from RefSeq and is a predicted model, not a curated record. Gene Ontology annotation, molecular function: G protein-coupled receptor activity; olfactory receptor activity. Gene Ontology annotation, biological process: G protein-coupled receptor signaling pathway.